CUGGAUACUCCUCUCAUCAAUGGCGUCUCUAACUCUGGUGAGGUCGUUGAACCCCUACGCUCACUCAUUUUUAUUUUUAUUCCUUGCUUUGAGCCCUCUUAUGUUCCUAGGUGUUGAGGGCCAGACAAGGUGUUAUAUAAGGAAUAGAUGUGUGAAUGGUGAUAUUGCUCCAUCACCAAUUGAAUGCUGUGCGAAGAAGAUACCAGAUAUUCAGAGAAACUGUGGGGACAGAAACAGUGAGAAUUGCAACGUGUAUUUCACUGUAGGAGGUGGAAACUGCACUCCAUGUUUUUAUAUUGGAUUUCAGCACAGCAGGAUUAUAUUAAAUGAAACAGGACUCCAGACUAUACCAAUUUUUGUUUCGUCCUUUGGAAGCAUUCCAUCAUUCUUAAUCACUGCUAACAUACUCUACACUAAUGCUACUGAUAAUGUGGAUUAUACCUUUAUGCAGCAGUAUUUCUACUACCCAAACAGAGAGCCAUUUGAUACUAACAUUGACAUCAAUAUCAGGAACGACAAUGUCGCUUUAGAAACGGUUGAAGAGGUGUUUUUAGGCCUGAUGAUGAACAUUGGGUAUAUAUUUGGUCAACACUACACAACUAUUUAUAUUAAAGACAAUGAUGUUCUAACACUCUCUGUCAGUCCUACAUUCCUUCAAGUUUCAGAAAGUAGUAUAGUUUCGUUUGCUGUCAGUAAAGACAAAGUGACAGCAGUACCAGUAAAUAUCACAGUAACGCCACUAACCUACCAGCAAUACUCUAAUAAAACUGCUACCAAUAACAAUUUGCCUUCACUGAGUAGCAUAACAAAUGCUCCUUCUAAUCCUGCUGAAGAACAAGAUUUUGAUAGUGCCAUUGUACAGUUAAGCCUUGAUACUUCGAUUGGUGCAUUUUCUGUGAGUAUGAAUGAGCUAGUCAAUGAUGAUAACAUUGUUGAAGAUCCCGAAGGACUCAUCUUGUUAAUUGAAUCAACGAAUCCUGAUUCUCGUAUCAGAUUUAACACUCAAAUUGUUGUGAUUCAGAUCAAUAGUGAUGACAGCCUUGUUCUCUCUUUUGAUCAGAGCAGAUUGCAGCUGAGUGAAAACAGUAACUCUGUUUCGUUAAAUAUUAUGCAGCAGACUGGAGUGGUAUCAGAAUUAGAUCUAAGUACUCUUAUCCUUAGUUAUCAAACCAUCCCUUCAUUAAUUGGAGAUGUAGUGUUUUCACCUCCUGGUAAUUUGGUUUUUAACAGAGAAGGGACAAGUCUUAAUAUGACUGCAAUUUAUCACAAGACGAUAUGAGAAAAUCAAAAUUAUGUGAUACACUUUCGACCAGUCAAUAACAGAACCAGUGUUCAAUUUUAUCCGACUAAUACUGUUAACCUGAUACUGACUUCAAACAAAAGUAGGACUUAGUGUACAUAAUCUCAUUAACCUCCAUUACUGCACAUUCAAUACACACAGAGGCUGAAGUAAGGUUUGCUAUGGGUCAAGCUACAUUCUCUGAAGGAGGAGGAAAUCAAUCAAUCACUGUCAUACUAGGAGGAGCAUAAUUAAGUCAAAGUGAAGAUGUUGAAGUAUAUAUUGAUGAUGGAACUACAAAUAGAACAUCACUUGGUUUUGUGACAUUUGAUACUGGUGCUGUACUACGGAAUAGGACUGUUGUUUUUCCAGUAGUUGAUAAUGACAUUGCACUGGAACCUGAUAAACUUUAUCUAUUAAGAUUGAGGAACAUUGGUAAUAUAGGUUUGGGUAAUCCAGGAACAAUGAAUGUGACUAUAGAGGAUGAUGAUGGUGCCUUUCUAUCAUUGGAGAGGAGAUUAUAUGCUGUGACAGAAGAUGUCAAAAGUAUUGGAAUUUGUGUCACUUUAACCAGAGGAGUCAUAUCCAGUCCUUUAUAUAUUUUCAUCAUUGACGUAGGAGGAACUGCAACAUACCCAGUUGACUACCUUUUCUAUGAUAUUCGCUUGCAAAUGCCUCCAUAUCAAAACAGCACUUGUGCUACACUCUACAUUGUGGAUGACGAUACUAAGGAGAGGAGAUAUGAGGAGUUCUAUAUGUAUAUUUUCAGAGUAUUUCCUCGGCAUAAGAACUUGUUGGUGAACAACUCUUGGUCAACUGUUAGGAUACAAGAUGAUGAUAUUUCCAUCACAUAAUUUAUUUUGUUUAAUUUUGAUAGUCCCAUUUAUAACUGGAUAUUAUUAAUAAACGCAUAAUUAUAAAACCACAAUAUUAGAGG
Messenger RNA from Amphimedon queenslandica, 2216 nucleotides. RefSeq lists its product as uncharacterized. The record is from RefSeq and is a predicted model, not a curated record. Bases 20 to 1279 code for a protein of 419 amino acids. The transcript has 11 exons. Lineage: Eukaryota; Metazoa; Porifera; Demospongiae; Haplosclerida; Niphatidae.